AUGAGUACUCUAACACCCAACGAAGCUCGUUGUUUGAAUGCAAUUGCCCACUUUUUGCUUGAUGAUCACGAUGAAUUCUCCGAUGGGACGACGAAUUCUCCGAUACCAACGGAUGCUAAUGUUUGUGGGGAGAAUCGGGAAAGGCAUUACAGGGGAGUGAGGUUCGUCAAGGCUCGCCGGAAAUAUGCUGCAGAGAUUCGAAACCCUAAAAAGAAGGGUUCCAGACUUUGGCUUGGCACCUUCAGUACAGCUGAAGAAGCUGCAACAGCAUAUGACCGUGCGGCUUUCCAACUUCGCGGUUCAAAGGCUAUUCUCAACUUCCCUAUCAACGCUCAGUUCGGACGGUAUGAGGAUCCUUUCCUCAGUCCUUCUUUUCGGACAGAAUAUCAGAGGGGUAGGAAAAGGAAAGAUGAAUCUGAUUUAUCCCACGACAAUAGGAUGGAGUGA
Cryptomeria japonica (Japanese cedar) is the source of this 447-nucleotide messenger RNA. RefSeq names its product ethylene-responsive transcription factor ERF105-like. Bases 1 to 447 code for a protein of 148 amino acids. Gene Ontology annotation, biological process: regulation of DNA-templated transcription; ethylene-activated signaling pathway. The record is from RefSeq and is a predicted model, not a curated record. The transcript has a single exon. Gene Ontology annotation, molecular function: DNA-binding transcription factor activity; DNA binding. NCBI's taxonomy places the organism in Eukaryota, Viridiplantae, Streptophyta, Pinopsida, Cupressales, Cupressaceae.